Molecule: messenger RNA, 3277 nt
Organism: Moneuplotes crassus
Lineage: Eukaryota; Ciliophora; Spirotrichea; Euplotida; Euplotidae
Source: the annotation of a GenBank genome assembly
CAAAAUGGAACUUAAUGAUGUUACAAAUGGGAAUGAGAUCUCCAAAAAUUCCCAAAGGAUUAUGUUUGAAGACGGUGAUAUUAACAUUAGUGAGAGCAAAGAGAGCGACUAUUUUAGUGAUGAUAAGAACGAUCAGAAGUUCCCUGAGACUAAAGCUCAGAUUUCUUAUCCUGGAAGCCAAAUUAACAUUGCUAAGAAGCAUCUAAGUACACAGGAUCAGAAUUUUAGCAGGUUUUCAAUUAGGCAAGCCGCUUUAUUUCAAUCUGCGAAUAUGAACCAACUGGAUAAGGUAUUUCCAGACUCUAAUUUUGCUCCGAGUAAUCCAGACCUGAACAUGGACAAGAAGCCUACAGUCAAUCAUUUGAUGUCAGAAGCUUCAAGAGAAGGAGAGAAAGAUGAAGAGGCAGACCAAGACUUUGAAGGGAUGAUAUCAAUCAAAUUUAAGAAAACGUUCCUUUUCUAUCAAGAAAGCCGCUUUCGAAUCCGAUGGGAUUUAUUAGUCAUGUUCGUGGCGGUAUAUAACUGCUUUGAUGUCCCUUAUAAUGUGGCAUUUACUGAUAAAAAUCAUCAGCCUCUGUAUUCAACAAUUCUGGAUGCUCUAACUAAUCUUCUCUUUAUCCUUGAUUUAUUGAUCAACUUUGUAACAACUUACACAGACAAAGCUACUAAAGUUGAGGUGACUUCCUAUUCUAAAAUUGCUAAACACUAUUUGAAAGGGAAGUUUUGGAUAGAUCUGAUUGCUUCAAUUCCUUUUGAUUACAUCAGAUAUUUAGAUCCAAGCAGUAACACAAUUCCUUUUGAAUUGUUGAGCUUAUUGAAACUAGUGAGAAUUUUGAGGCUUUCCAAGCUAAUCACCUACAUGAACAUUAGAAACGAAGUGAAAUCCUCUCUGAGACUUAUCAAACUAGUAUUUUUCCUGUUACUCUUCUUACACUGUCUCGGCUGUUUCUGGUUCUUUUUGGCAAAGCAAACAGAGAAGUGGAUCCCGCCGUUAGAUUAUGUGUACAUUACAACAACAAUUUAUUCAGAAAGCAGUGUUUUUCAGUACUGAAGCGCUAUCUACCAUGCAGUUCUGCUUCUUGGAGGGAACGAUAUAGGACCAAGAGGAGAAUACGAACUUGUGUUUACAUGACUCGCUCUCUGAAUCUGAGCCAUCACCAACGCUAUAAUCUUCGGUAACUUCGCAGUUAUGUUACAAGCCAUGAACAGGAAGUCAACUCAAUUUCAAGAAAAGUUGGAGACUACCACAGAUGUGAUGAAGAAUAUGAACUUGAAUGAGAAUGUGAAGAGCCAGAUCAAGCAUUUUAUGGAGUAUACAGAUACUCAUCUUCAGAGUCAGAAUGAGAUGAAUGAUUUUUUCCAGAUUUUAUCUCCUAGUCUGAAGAAAAAGGUCAUGACUAAUAUGUUCAAAGACUGCCUCAUGACAAAUGAUGUGUUAGAGAAAAAGGAAGACCUAGUCACCCUUCUUUGAGAGAAAUUAGAAAUUAAGGUCUGAGUCCCCGAAGAAAAUAUCGUAAUUCAAGGUGAUGAGGCUGACAGCAUGUUCUUCUGUGCGAGAGGAUCUCUCAAUGUUCUAGUAGCUGACGAAUUUCAGAAAUUCUCUCUUGCCAAUACUAUAUCAACUGGUAGUUAUUUUGGAGAAGUCGCUUUGCUAAAAGACUGAAAGAGGACAGCUACGGUUACGAGUAGCAACUAUGGAACGCUAGGUGAGCUAUCACGUAAUGAUUUUGAUGCACUACUUGGUAAUGUUCCUUCUAUCAAAUCUUUGAUGAACGAUCAUAUCCACUCUACUUAUAAUGACAAAUGGAGAAAAUUUAUGCACAGAGCUUUGAGAAGUAUAGAUUAUCUUACAACCGGAGUAUCAAAUCGAGUAAUCAACGAGCUUUCGUACCAAUUCGAAUACAUUACACUUGAAGAAGGAAGAUAUUUAUUUCAAGCAGGAGAAAUUUGAGAUAGCAUAUACGUGGUUUGUUCAGGAGAACUUAACAUAUUCAUCAAAAAUACAAACAAGGAGUCAUACAUUGACACACUUUAUACUGGAUGUACUCUUGGAGGUUAUGGAUGCCUCAACAGCGAACUUUAUAUCUCCUCAGCUAGAGCUAAGUCAGAAUGAGUGAUUAUGCGAUGCCGGAUUGAAAAAGUUCAAAAUUUACGUAAGGAUCAUAAUUCUUUAAACCUUAUGAUGGUCGAAUACGAGAACUAUAUCGAUCACACUCCUCCCCCAGUAUGUGACUACAAGCUAUACAGGUACAAACUUUAUAAAAUGAGUGUCAAAAAGCGUCUUUUGCUUGGUAUCAGCAGGCUUAAUAGAAUAAUUCGGUCAACCCAGACCUAUGAGAUUCGUGAGUUGCUACAUCAAGCUAAAGUUAAAGCCCAAAUGAAGCAUGACCAUUCAGAAACAAUCAGGAAGAACAAUAUUCUGAGACGAGUGCCUGCCAAUGACACUCAAAGGAACGAAAAAGCACUUCUUAGCCUCCAUGUUAAGAUUGAUAAGAUGGCUGAUGUCAUUGAUGUGCAAAAAUAAGGAAAUAUUCUUCCUGAAGAAGAGCAUUGUAGGCAAGCUCAACAAGCUUCUUGAUGCACAGGGAAUUCAAUAUGAAGACACUACCGUUUAUUCACAUUUUGACAAAGUUAAAGUAGAGGAUGUGGCUGGAGGUAUCCUAAAGGACACAAUCCCAGGCCACCAUUCUCCUAUGCAUCGCUAUGGUGCAUCCAAGUCAUUACUCCCUAAUUACCUCGGAGGAGAUAAGGACAAGGGCAAUAAGAAUGUUAAACUCAAGAAGAGUUCAUUCCAAUCGAAACAUUCGAAAAUUUCCAAAGAGAGGAAUACAAUAUAAAUCAGCCUUCCGAGAACUGGAGUUUAGCUGAGAAGACAAAGAAACCAAGCAUAGCUCAAGACUUGGACUGGAGGAAGAGUCCUGAAUACAAGUUCCAAAAAUAUGAAACUGUAGCUGAGAAGUUACUGGGGAGCGAGCUUGAUGAUUUUCAGGAGAGAGAUUCUUUGAAUAAUGAUACUCAGCAACUAGAGAAAAAGCAGUAUAGGAAUGAGAGCAAUGAUCAUUCUGCUCUAAAUGAUUUAGGACUUGAUAGUAUUGAAUCGACAAACCCGCUUAAUGCUGAAGCUCGAAAAAUGUCUGCUUUAGAAGAUAUAGAAAAAAUUGAAUCUGGUGAAAGAUCUCUGAAGAAAACAGCAGUUACACCAGACAUAACACAAAAUCCUGAUUUUAAGAAAUUAUAGAUUUAAAAUAUACUUUUCUAUGAUCUAAUUAUUAACCUU